Molecule: messenger RNA, 7522 nt
Organism: Pangasianodon hypophthalmus (striped catfish)
Lineage: Eukaryota; Metazoa; Chordata; Actinopteri; Siluriformes; Pangasiidae
Gene: lcorl
Product: ligand dependent nuclear receptor corepressor-like
Exons: 8
Coding region: 296-4948 (1550 amino acids)
Biological process (GO): regulation of transcription by RNA polymerase II
Cellular component (GO): nucleus
Source: RefSeq, a predicted model, not a curated record
AGAGAGAGAGAGAGAGAUAGGGAGGGAGUUCCGGUGUUUUACUGCACUGAUCCGGUUCCGCUCCUCCCGCGGUGUUGACGCGUGUCAAUCUUUGGGGCGCGGGGAAGGCGCGUGACGUCGCGCGACGUCAGGCUCGGUAGAAGGGGGGAGCGGGGCGCGCGGACGGGCGGAAUGGCGACGCGGUGCUGCAGCGCGAGAUGUUCGGCGGAACGGAAAGGGUUCCGGCGCGAGCUCGACUCCUGGCGGCACAAACUCAUUCACUGCGUCGGGUUUGAAAGUAUACUGGAAGGAAUCUAUGGGCCGAGGCUGUUGCAAGAUCUCAGCAUAUUCGACAGUGUGUGUUUGCUUCUCAGAUUGUGAGCCUGAAGCAACUGCUGAUUGGUCAACAGAUGCGUGCUGCUCCUUCUGUAACUUACAGUUCGAAAAAAUCAGUGACCGCUUGCCUGACUCGCCCCCCCAUGCCGAAACCCCCCCUCAGGGCAUCAACACCUCAGACACACUCCAGUGCCAAGCAGACCAAUUUCUGCAUGCAGUCUUACACAAGAAAGAAUUCCCUGAGAGCUGCGACCCCAUUAUUCCGUUGGCUGCGCAGGAGUUGAUGAGGAAGAUGAUUCGCCAGUUCGCCGUUGAAUAUGCGCAUAAAAUUCAAACAGCCGAAAACCAGAAUGCUGUCACACAAACAGAGCCAGAUGGACCACUGGACUUGACACUCAGCCGCAACACACAGUGUGCACAGCAAGACGGCGUUCUCGACCUCUCAAAGAAAAACACACCGUCUCUGAACACGCUCGCGCAACAAAGACUAUCAGGUUGUUUGGAGACAAAGGAGGAAGAGUGCAGGACAAAGGAGAGAGAAGAGGGACAGGAGCGGAGAGGUACGGCGCUGGAGGAAGUGAUGACAUCACUUUGUGCUCACCACAGAGUCCUGCUGUUGCGCAUUCUGGAGGAAAUGACAUCAUUCCCGCCAAAGGACGAGCGUGGGGCGGUGGCAACUCAGAGGGACGUGCGUGGGACAGCAGGGACUCCGAGGAGCGAGCGCGGUGGUCACUGCUGUCACACUGAUGAAUCGCUGUGCGUGUUGAGUAGCUGUAUUGCGGCCGGGUGCGUGUGCCCGUGCAGACUUGGUGUGUGUGCACUGCAUUCCGUGUGUCUGUGUAUGAAUAGUUGUAGCGGCUUCUCCUGUCGGAGCAUCACGCUCGGAUGUGCCGGCUGCUGCGCUCGCUCUCGGAUACUGGUGUGCCAGCACACACACAGCAGUGACAUCACAAACGGGAGAGUCACACACUCGCGCUGCCACAGUCCAUCCCCUCCCCCAUUGUCUCCUCCUCCGCUGUCCCCGAAACCACAGGACGCCGAGAACAGUCGUGAUCCUGAUAUGCCCACGCUGAACACACACACCCUAAAUACACAGCCUCCUCCUCUCCUUCCUCACAACACACACACUGAUCAAACACUGACACCCGAGACACACACCAAGCCUGAACACUUUAUAGACUUAAUGGACAAGUUCACUGACAGACUGAUGGAAGCGUCAGAGCGAGAGUGGAACGUGCACACGCACACGGGUGACAGUGAGAAAGUGUGUGACGACACACACCUGACCGAGAUCAUCACCACUGUCUUACACAGAAGCAGUGAGAGAGACUAUAACCUGAAGGAGCUCUUCGAGCAACACCUCGCCUCUGAGAAACGAUCCCCUCAGACGCGCUCACAGAGGCGACAAGAAGUGAUGCAGGCCAUCAGCAGGUCACACGACCAACCCGCAACACGCAGGCAGAGCCUACAGAUCAAACGCGACCUUGCACGACUUGAACCCGAUAUUUCUAGGAAGAAGAAGAGGAAGACACAACUGAUUACCCAUAGCACACACAAUGAGAGCCCAGACACGCCCAUCUCACCCGCCCAGAGCCCAGACACGCCCAUCUCACCCGCUCAGAGCCCAGACACGCCCAUCUCACUCGCCCAGAGCCCAGACACUCCCAUCUCACUCGCCCAGAGCCCAGACACGCCCAUCUCACUCGCCCAGAGCCCAGACACGCCCAUCUCACCCGCCCAGAGCCCAGACACGCCCAUCUCCCCCGAUCAGAGCCCAGACACGCCCAUCUCACCUGCCCAGAGCCCAGACACGCCCAUCUCACUCGCCCAGAGCCCAGACACGCCCAUCUCACCCGCCCAGAGCCCAGACACGCCCAUCUCACCCGCUCAGAGCCCAGACACGCCCAUCUCACCCGCCCAGAGCCCAGACACUCCCAACUCACACGCCCAGAGCCCAGACACGCCCAUCUCACUCGCCCAGAGCCCAGACACGCCCAACUCUCAAACGCAGAGCCCAGAUACGACCACGUUACACACUCAAAGACAAGAUAUGCCCAGUGCAUAUAGUAACGUAUCAGAGACCUGUACAGAGAAAGCAGAACCCUGCGGCACUUUAAGGUCACGGCGGAAUAUUGUCCGUCCUCAACACUUGUCUUCAUAUGUCACCGAGCCAAGGAAGAUGUUUUACGCUGCCUGUCGCUCUGCUAAAACUAACAGCACCCCCACACAUGGCACUGACACGACUGAACCCCCGCCCAGUGCUGUGAUAGAACAACUCAAAACUCCACCUGUUUCACCUAACAAGAGAAUAGUCUGUAAGAAGGAGAACAGUGGACAGUCUCAUGCUGAACGUCGGCUAAGAGUAAAGACACGCCGUUCUGAAGACGUAACACGAUCCCCAAGUCCUGCUAUAGUUGACUCUACAGACACUGACGAUGUUAAGUACGUCAGUCCCAUAAAACUCAUGCUGGUGUCAGCUAUUAAAGAUGAAGAUGGUGUUAAGUACACACUCAGAGCUGCACAACCACACAAUGAUGAAGAAUCGUUCGAUCCGUGUGUGGAGGAAUCGUGGGCAGGAAACACAAUCAAAGAACAGGCCAAGGAGGAAACCAUACAGACAGUGAGCAACGAGUCAUUUGAAAAGCUCUCUACAGAAGAGUCUACUAACACAGAGGGUCUGAGCGACUGUGUAAACAUCAUUAAUGAGACCGAACCAACUAUUAAGAGGCGCCCUGGGCGGCCCAAAAAGUUAAAAGCGCCAAUGGAGAAAGCAGUGAAGCGUCCGAUCGGCCGACCACGGAAAUCCAAACCAGUGGACACAAAUGCUGUUCCCAGCGAGAACACCGAAAAACAAAGAGCGGAAGAUGUGUCGAGUGGAGAGGACGGCAAUAAAAACCUGAAGAUCACUAUUACGUAUGGGAGGCGGAAAGCACGGAGGAUGGUGUGUGAAGGACAGGUUCCCACAGAACAAAGCAAAGGCAAUGGAGCUUUAACACAAAGCAGUAAUGCAGAAGAGAAUGCACAGUCUACACAGGCACAAGUCAGCAUGAAUAAAGAUCAGUUUAGCCUAGUAAUGCCUGUGGAGGACCGGAAAAGUCUCACACAUUCAAUCAUGUGUCCAAAGCAGAGUGAAGGAGCAGGAACGAGGAGACCAGGACGACCAGCUAAGGUCAAAAUCUCAGGGAUUUCCGUUACUGUUACCACGGUUUCACCACGGCAGCGCAAAAUCCACAUGAAGCGAGACGUGAGAGAACCAGCGAUACAGCGACGGGCACUGAUGACUGAACUGGAACCGAAUGAAGAGCCAGAGACAAUCACUGAGGAAACGCAAAACUCUGUUAGACACUCAGUCAGAGAAAGAAAACCUUCCGUCCAUCUGAUGCGGUGUGUCGCUAUGUCACGUUCUAAUACACCAACACCCAGAACACGCAAACUGCUGCUGAACAAAGCUAAUGAACCACAGCAGGAGACAAAACAACAUGAACCUAAAGAUGCUAAUGACACCAAGACUAGGCCAAACACUUCUCCACAGGAUGCCGUCCAUUUUUCAGCAGUGUCGGUUGAGUCCCUCUUUGAUGCAAAUCUGCAAUGGUGGCCAACGUCAGCGUCACCUGAGACGUUAAAGGAAGAGAUGGACAAGCGGCUCAAAUUGAUGAAAGACACGUGGGUUUCAGACACGUCAGAUGUAACCACAACAGAUGAGGAUAACGGCUCUGCUCCAAGUUCGUCCGCAGUGAGGAUGCUGUUUGAGCGAGACUGCAGCAUGGAGACUAUUUGCUCCUGGUUCAUGCAGACAACCGAGACUCAGUCUCUUGCCAUCGUAAAGAAGGCCAACAACCGAAACCCAUGUGAGGUUUUUCAGUACAGCUCAGUCCAGGCGAGUGAUAGACCAAAUGUAUGCUCAAGUCCUCAGGCAGAGCGGCUCAGGAAGUGCGUCAAGAAAUUCGCUACAGUUGUCCCUAAAAGUCCGACGAAGCUCCGGCGAGCACAAGCGAAGGUCUGUGGCACACAAAAUUGUUUCACCAAGCAACAUAUAUUCAGCACGACAAACAAUGAUACUGAGAAAUCACAGCAGUGCGGAGCGUGGCGCCUUUAUAGAACUGCGCUGGAUCGAGCAAGAUCACGAUUCAAAUCCAGGACUAAGAACACCGACGUAGAGUACAAGAGCCUUAACGAGCAGGAGGAGAGCGGAAUUCAGUCUGUGAGUGUGUCUGAACACGGUCUACUGAACAUAGUACAGAGUCAGUCUCGCAGGACAUCAGCUCAGCAAAAGCAGGUCACUGCUAACGCCUGGAGUGCGCACACACUGAGGGAGUGCAAAGUAUUUCUGAGGAAAUUAAACUCCGCCAACACACGCUCACUGUCUGAGGAGUCCAACGACUGUACAGUGAGGUUCAGUGUAUCGCCUGCUGGAGGUGGGUCAGUGCAACAUCGGGAGCAAGGGGUCAGAAAGAGCAUUAAACUGAAGAAGAUGAGUAACUCGGGCAUCUCCACACGGCAGCGGAGUAAGGUAAACAGGAAGCGCAGACACUCCUGCACAAAUGUGUUGCCCUCUUCACCGAAACGGCAGCGCAGCAGCAGAGGAGUGAUGGCAGCCAAGUGGUCCGACUUUAUACUCGGUCCAGCCAGAUAGCAGCGUUGUUCCUCACACACUCGGUGCCUUUAAAAAUGAUGAGCCGGGGAAACAAGAAGUGUUACAACACGCACACAAAACCCGGCAAGCAUCACGUAGCAACAAACUUUAUGAAACUUGCACUAUUUUACUGCAUUAUUUCUUUAUUUUCUCUUUAUAUCUGAGAGACGCUGUGUUGGAGUUGUUUUUUAAAUGUGUUUUUAUUGUUUGUUCAGAAGAGCGAGUGCACUCGAUGUGAUCUCUAAACGUAUGUAAACGAGUUCGAGCCAGCACACUGAUGUGUUUAAUCUGUGUUUAUCAUUUAACACCUGAUACACUGCACUCUCAGAAAGAAAAUUGCAUUUAUCAAUCUAUUGUUCAGAACGAAACAAUAUUUAAUUUUCAUGUUGCACUUACCUUUAAUUUUAUUAUAUAAAAUUAGAUUCUAAGCAUUAUUCUCCAGUUUCAUGUCCUACAGGCUUUAUUCUUCGAGAAAAACACACUCUCUCAAAAAUAAUAAGGGCCCUUAGACCACCUUAUGCUGCUUUCUGAAUAGGAGAAACUUCAUUUCUUCCCAAACAUGCUGCCUACCUAGAGAGUGAAAUGCAGAGGGAGGAUCGUGAAAGAUCCACGCUAACAAAAUCCACAGUGUGUGAAUAUUGUGCAACAGUGUGAGCUCAAAAUGAUUGAAUUCUGAUUCUCAGGGAAAUGAUUCGGUGCAACAUAAAAUCUUCAGUUUAGUCAUGAUUUGAUUAGAUUCUUUUUAUUAACACUAAGACGCUUAGACUUGAUUGGAAGAGCUUUAACAUAAUUGUCAAACAUUUGCAAUAAUCAUCUGUAUUUUUACCUUUGAGAAAUUUUGGCCAAAAAAUUAUCUUGGAUCUCAUUAUAUCUGUUUACAGAAUUACAAAAUUGAUGCAGCUGAUGCAUCUUCACCUUAAGACCAAUGUAGUUUUACACCCCUUGUUUUGUGAUAUAUUGUGUAAAUGAUCAUCAGUACAUGCCUAAUUAUAUAUUUUACUGUGAGUAACAUUGGACUCUGGUGGAAACUGAUUACAAAAUCUACCAGUAGUCUUUUCUGCAUGUGUGUGUGUGUGUGUGUGUGUGUGUGUGUGUGUGUAUAGGUGGACUCUUAAAGCAUUAAAAUGUGUAUGUUGUGUUGCACUACAAGUAGGUAAAUGUUACCUUCUUUAUUAUUUUAUAUAAACAUAGACACACACACAGAGUGGUGAGGUUGAUGGUUUCUCUGAGCAACAGCGCACCUUCCUAAAAUAUUUCCAAACGUCAAAUGCGUUGAUUGUCGGCUUUGCAAUACAUCACAAUAUUUAACACACAGUCUAUCAGUGCCUCUGAAUUUCAUUAAGGCAGGCAGCAUGUUUGAGGCCCUGAGAUAAAUUUCAAUUAAACUCCAUGUUUCAGUGUACAAAAUCUAAAGUCUGCAGGGAACGCUUAAUUAUUAUUUUUUCUUAAACAAAUCUGAAGUCCCGUAAUUCCGGCGUGUUUAAAAUUUAAUUUAAACACUGCUAAUAAAAAAUUUAAAAUCAUGACAUGAGCGUCUAAUAUUGGCACAUGCCCAACUUUUCCAUGCCAUAUUGAAGCUUUUUUGUGUGUAGCUUCUACCUCCUCAGUUUUACUGCUAAAAAUGAUAAAGUACUUUCAGUUUUCAAAUUUCUCAUUUCUCUUGCAUUACAACAAUCCGUUGAUACCUGCGUUUAAAGUUCUACACCAGGGUUUCACCACUUAAUCUCUGUCCACUGCCUCUGUAUUGUCUUUUUCCACAGACAAGAACUUCUCUGCACUGAGAAAACGUCAGUUGUUGAAUUCCGUCUAAAAACGUUUAAUAUUUUGUCUAUAUUUUUACCUUUACAUUCUAACAAUAAAGCAUGACGAUGAGGCAGACAAGAGAAAGCAAUGCCAAAACUGUUCUUAUGGAGUUUCGUCCAAAUUUCUGACCCUGGAGCAAUACAGUACAAAAGUAGUUCCGGUUAUUUGCACUUUUGUAUUGUCCAUGUGCCAUCAGACUCUCAUAACUACACUGCUAACACCACAGAUAUUUCUAAAUACAAGGAAAAAUUCUUGUCUCAAUGAACACAGAAGAUAGAUAUCAAAGUUAAAUGUCUCGAUGGCUGUUCUUACUUAUAGAUGAAACAAUUUUUUGUGUAAAACUGUCCGAGUUCAUUAUUUAAAGCAGAGGAAUCCCCUUGAUCUUGAUGAAGUGAACUGCACUAGUUUAUCUCCCCUAGCCUCUUAGUGCACUAGUGUGUUAAACGCCUUUAAAAACGUGUGAAUGUGUUUCUGUGAUUCGAAGGCUUUUACGUCAAACUGUAAGCAUUAAGCGAGGGGAGGGAUUUCCUUUUUCAUAGCUGUAUGGUUGUGUUGGUGUUUCGUAAAAUAAAAAAAUCAUUUGAGGUUUUUUUGUUUGUUUUUUUGUUUAUUUUGAAGGGAUUGUUGGUUACAGUGAGAGCUGAAAGUAUCCACAUGGUGCUAAACACUGUACAGAGAUAUAAAUAUACACACUUUAUCUUUUCUAAUGUGAUUUGAACAUGUAACAGAAUGUCCUGUCACUAGACCAAUAAAGGUGCUUCCUUUAAAAAA